Molecule: messenger RNA, 2651 nt
Organism: Podarcis muralis (Common wall lizard)
Lineage: Eukaryota; Metazoa; Chordata; Lepidosauria; Squamata; Lacertidae
Product: interferon-inducible GTPase 5-like
Cellular component (GO): membrane
Molecular function (GO): GTP binding; GTPase activity
Source: RefSeq, a predicted model, not a curated record
GGAGCAAAAGCUCACACUGCUUCAAAACUCAGGAGAAAAGUCUUAGAAAAGCUCAUUCUGUAACCCAGUAGACUGCAGUUGGGAAUUUUGAUGUGAAAAUUCCAAACAGGAGUGAGGGAGGGGGUCCAGGCAGCGAGCAACCACAGCCUCUUCUGCACCUGUUUGUUAUGCUCAAAGCCUAGCUGAGGGGAGACCACAGAUUUCCUGUUGCUCUCAUCAACUCACAAGAACGAAAGCAUCAGUCUGUUGAGAUCUUCUAGCUCUUCUGCCACAAAGUCCAGAGAGGACAGGAGAGAGUGUGAGCAGCUGAAGUGAGAAGACAAACUAUCCUAUCCUCAAACGUCUGUUUGUCAAGAAUCUCAAGGAGCAAGAUGAAUUCAUAUGCAGAAAAACUUUCAUCGUUGCCUGAGAUUUUCCAGGGUAUAUUGAAAAAUAUAGACGUGAAUUUAGACCCCAAGACACCUUUCAAUAUAGCAAACAAGAUAUAUGAGAGUUUUAUGGAGCUUUUCAGUGAUGGUGGAAUGAAGGAAGCAGCUUCAGAAGUAAAAAAGGAGCUAGAAGAGAUGGAAAACACUGAGCUUCACAUUGCCAUCACUGGAGAGACGGGCUCUGGGAAAUCAUCCCUCAUCAAUGCUCUCCGAAGCAAGAACGCAGAAGAUGAUGGUGCCGCCCCUGUAGGAGUGAAAGAAACUACAGUGGAUUCAAAUGUGUAUACCCAUUCUAACUAUCCCAAAGUGAAAUUCUGGGACCUGCCAGGAAUUGGAUCCCCAGAUUUUUCACCAGACAGUUACCUUCAGAAGGUGGAUUUCCAACGCUAUGACUUCUUUAUCAUUGUUGGCUCAGAGAGAUUCCGAUCCAACCACAUUGACCUAGCUCAGGCGAUCCAGAAGAUGGAGAAGAAGUGUUAUUUUGUGCGCACUAAAGUAGAUUCAGAUCUAUCCAACAUGGAAAGGUCUUACCCAAAUACCUUCAAUGCAGAGGAGGUCCUUGAAAUGAUGAGGAAUGACUUCAAGAAGCAGCUUGAGAAGUGCUUCAGGAACACCAUCCCUCAAGUCUUUUUGAUCUCCUCUUGGGACCUUGACAUGUAUGACUUCCCCCGACUGGUGGAGACUUUGGAGAAAGAUCUGCCCAGCCUGAAGAGACUUGCAUUCCUGCUCAGCCUUCCCAUGUUUUCCCCUGAAUUCACAGAAAAGAAGAAAUCUGCGCUGAAGAGCCACCUGCGGAAAAUAUCCCUGGCAUCUGCUGGCAUCAAUGCUAUUCCCAUUCCAGGCCUUCCUCUGGCUUGUGAUGUUGCCCUCUUGUGUGGGUCCAUGGUUGCCUUCUACAAGAUGUUUGAGCUGGAUGAUGGCUCCUUAGCUAGGCGGGCCAGAUUGGCCAGGAAGCCUGUUGAAGAACUGAAGGCCGUGAUGAAGUCUCCUCAGGAGAAAGAAUUUACCAACGAUCUGGUUAUAAAACUAAUAACCAAUUAUGAAAAAGAAUUAUUCCGGCCUUCCCUAGUUAGAAGCUUGGUAGCAGCAGGGGUGUCUUUUGUCAUCACUUAUUGGAUGCUGUCAAGCUUCCUGGAUAAUCUAGCUGAGGAUGCUGAUAGGGUUCGAAAGAAAGCCCUGGAACCCAGAGCCCCAGGCAGAGCACCCAGGCAGGCACAGGACUUGAUGCAACCCAAGGUGAAGUAAGUAGGAACUGCUGCUGCUGUGAUGGCAAACAUUCCCACUUUGGCUGAUUUGCAAUUACUGCCAUUCCCCUAUGGCUGAUUUGCCUUACUGCAAUACAACACAAUCAAGCUUUAAAAAAUAGGAAUAAAAAGCAACAUUUUUGUAAAGUCCUUUGGAGACAAGCAUGCCAGACAGGUACACCACUGCUCCCCAUUUCCUGUAUGGAACCCAAUACUGUUAUGAAUUGAACUGGCCAGGUUUAAUCAUCCCACCCUUAGAGAUUCAUUAAACAUGUCAUGUCCAUAGUGAAUGCUAUUUUUAACUGAUACAUUUAAAGUAUGCUCAGAUGUAAACUAGACACAUUUGUCAUAUUGAUGUAACGUCCUAUUGAAACCUCUCUGUGUAACUUCUACCCAGGUAUGCCUUUAAAAAAGAGAAUUGUUUGACUUUGAUGUAGUUUUAUUAGAUGCUGCUAAAACUGUUUCGUUAGAUGAUAGUAGGCAAUAAUCAAAAUUACUGUAGACGUUGAAGUGUAGGUAUUUUGGGCAUAUAGUUUUUUCCUUUCAUGAAGUUUUCUGUGAACUGCCCUGAGACCUCUAGGUAUAGGGCGGUAUAUAAAUUCAAUUAAUUAAUAAUAAUAAUAAUAAUAAUAAUAAUAAUAAUAAAGUUGCAGAUUUUGUGGAAUGCAAUCUUGCCUUUCUUCGAUAAUUGAGAAAGCGUAGGGAAAAAACCUCCUGCAAAGGAGAAUUUGGGAAUACAUACCCCUUCCUUGGAGCUCAUUUGGCUUAUGUAAUAUUUUGCUACCUGCCCAAUUCUAGCCUUGCUGAUUCAGAAAAUUAUGAUUUAGUUAAUGUUUAGUCAAGGUUUCUCAGCCUUAACAAUAUUUAUAUUUGUAAUGCUAACAUAUUAUACUGUUUUUAUGUUAUUAACCUCAUUUAUCUUAUUUUCUGUAGUGCUCAAUUAAGUUCUACCAAGUAAAGGAAAUGCAUUUGCUAUUUG